Molecule: messenger RNA, 1968 nt
Organism: Penicillium cataractarum
Lineage: Eukaryota; Fungi; Ascomycota; Eurotiomycetes; Eurotiales; Aspergillaceae
Exons: 4
Coding region: 1-1968 (655 amino acids)
Biological process (GO): DNA-templated transcription
Cellular component (GO): RNA polymerase III complex
Molecular function (GO): single-stranded DNA binding
Source: RefSeq, a predicted model, not a curated record
AUGUCGCAGUACGCCGCGGAGCUCUGCGCGCUCCUUAUCGAGGACCAGUUUGGCGAGCUUUUCGCGCGAAUCUUCACAACCCUCCAGCGCUAUGAGCGGCUGCCACUGCCCCGUCUCAAGUUCUACUCCCGCUUGACCGAUCGCCAGCUACACCAUGGAUUGGUGGCUAUGAUCCAACACCACCUCGUCUACCACUUUACCUCCCUCGAAGACGGCAACACCUACUAUGCCGCGAACCCGCAGGCUGCGUACUAUCUCGUGCGCUCCGGCAAGAUCAUUCAGUUGGUCGAGAGUCGACUCGGCGAAUAUGCAGCUCGAGUUAUGGAAACCAUCUUGUACCUGGGGCAUGCGCCCAUCACACACCUCGAAACGCUCCCCGAUCUGCGAUAUCUGAAGUCCGAGACCACAAAUGGCGUUGUCAAGGAUGAGGAGCAGGAGGAGCAACAGGUUGAAGAGCAGGAGGAAGAAGCUCAAGACUUUGACCAGCAAGCGGAAGAAGAAACCAAUGGUACCAAUGGGAACCAUGCUGAAGAGGUCCACCAGAAACCGGCACCACUGCACUCCACCCUAAAAGCACUUGCGUCGCAUGGUUACAUUCUACGGGUUAAAGAUGCGCACUUCCAAAGCCCCGAAGACAACUACAUCGAGGCUCACAAGGCGGCUUCAAAUCGAUCCGAUAUCAAGCUUCUCAAGGGAAAGAGGCUGACAGAGGAAUUGCUUCUAAAGACCGAAGAAAUCCUUAGGGAACGCACAGACGGCGAUCUCUCAGAAGCUUGGAUGGUUAAUGGCAUGCCUCGCGGUGUGAAGAGAAAGUUUGCCAAUGGCACCUCCGAGUCCGCGAGCAAGUGGCCUCAAACGGACCAGAACGGCGCAAAUGGUAACCAUGCAGACGAAGAUGAGGAGAACGACUGGUCCGAGGAUGAAGAUGGGUUUGACAAUAUCCCGAUGGAGCCUGGACUGGUCCUUCGAGUCAACUACGAAAAGCUAGACGUGGCUCUACGAAACGCCCGCUUCGUCGAAAUGGCCGAGCACAACGCUCUCCCCGCCACAGCAGAGGUUUACGAAACUCUCCUCCGUCGCAUCGAAUACGUCACCAAACGCUGUCGCGACACCACCGAGAUCCCCCGCGAAGGCGAGGAAGGCGAACAAUUCUCCCUCCCAAUCGAGACAUACAAGAUCGUCAACGACGUCGAUCCCACCCUAGAUCUAUCAUCCUGUAUGGGCCCCUUACACCCAGCCUCGGAGCCUCUAAACCGCCGGGGCAAGCGGCCCCUCGAGAACGGAGUAAACGGCGACCACCACGACGACGAAGAAGACAACGCCGACAACGAAAUCAGCCGCGCCUACGAGAUAAACCAACACCUCCAACUCCUCGAACAAGCCCCGCACAACCUCGCCUCCCACGUCAGACUAUCCGACGGCAUCAAAUGGCGCGUCGGCUUCCGCGGUCUAGCCCGCAAACUGCGACACCUCGAACUAGAACGACUAGUGGAAAUGCGCUACGGCGACGUCGCCCUCCGCGUCCUCCGCGUCCUCCACGCAAAGGGCAAACUCGACGAAAAACGUCUCCAGGAAAUAUCUCUCCUCCCCUUCAAAGACCUCCGUCAAACCCUCGCCAGCAUGCAAACGGGCGGCUUCGUGGAUCUCCAAGAAGUCCCCAAAGACGCGCAGCGUCAGCCGUCCAAGACCAUCUUCCUCUGGUACUUUGAUCCGGAUCGUGUGUGCAGCAGUGUCCUCGAGGACACGUACAAGGCUAUGUCGCGCACACUGCAGCGGAUUAAAUUCGAGCGCAAUCUUCGGCGGGAUUUCUUGGAUAAGACGGAGCGUAGUGAUGUCAAGGGUAAUGAGGAGAAGUGGUUGAGUGAGGGGGAAUUGGAGCAGUUGCAGCGGUGGAGGGAUAUGGAGGCUAUUCUGUUAGGCGUUGUUUCUCGCUUGGAUGAUAUGGUUGCUGUAUUCCGGGACUUUUGA